Neltuma alba is the source of this 1677-nucleotide messenger RNA. RefSeq names its product GATA transcription factor 8. Gene Ontology annotation, cellular component: nucleus. The transcript has 3 exons. NCBI's taxonomy places the organism in Eukaryota, Viridiplantae, Streptophyta, Magnoliopsida, Fabales, Fabaceae. Gene Ontology annotation, molecular function: sequence-specific DNA binding; zinc ion binding. Gene Ontology annotation, biological process: positive regulation of DNA-templated transcription; cell differentiation. The record is from RefSeq and is a predicted model, not a curated record. The coding region runs from base 205 to 1209 and encodes 334 amino acids.
CCCCCCCACCUCUGCAACUCAACUCCAUUUCACUGUUCCCUUCUCUGUCUCCAUCCACAUUCAUUUCUGCCUUUCGCUUCCUACUUCUCCAGACUCUCAUUCCUUCUACCUUCUUUAACUUAUACACACAAAUCCCUCUGCUCAACGGUGGUUUCCACCACAAGGCUAAUAGUAAUUCUCACAUACGCACAACCAACAGCGACGAUGAUCGGACCCAAUUUCAUGGAUGAGCUAGACUGCGGCAGCUUCUUCGACCACAUUGAUGACCUCCUCGAUUUCCCCGCCGAAGACGUCGACGCCUCCGCUUUACCCACUGGCGCCGGGAAUUGCAGCGCCUUCCCCAGCAUCUGGACCGGCGAGUCCGACUCCCUGCCUGGCUCCGACUCUGUUUUCUCCGGCAACAACACCUCCGACCUCUCCGCCGAGCUCUCCGUUCCGUAUGAAGACAUUGUCCAGUUGGAAUGGCUUUCGAACUUUGUGGAGGACUCGUUCACUGGUGGAAGCCUCACCAUGAAGCAAGUGGAGCAAUCUUGCACCACCAAUAACGACUCAGGACACCACCAAUUCCAGACUUCAAGCCCCGUCUCUGUCCUCGAGAGCAGCAGCUCCUGUUCAGGGGAGAAGCCGGUGGCGGCGCCACCUCGAAGCCCGCCGGAAAUGGUCGUCCCCGUGCCUUGUGGCGGGCGUGCUCGCAGCAAGCGUCCACGCCCCGCCACAUUCAAGCCCCGUCCCGCGAUGCAGCUCAUUUCCCCUGCAUCCUCCGUCGGCGAAAACACACAGCGAAAUUCAGAUUGUGAGAAUUUCGUGGAGUCUCAUCCGGUGAUCAAGAUACCUAAGCAAUCUUCAGGGGAGCACAAGAAGAAGAAGAAGAUCAAAUUUACUUGUCCAUUAGGUCCUGCUGAUGUGAAUCAGCAGAAUGGUUCAUCACAAGCAGUGAGGAAAUGUAUGCAUUGUGAGAUAACAAAGACCCCACAAUGGAGGGCAGGUCCAAUGGGGCCAAAAACACUCUGCAAUGCUUGUGGGGUUCGAUACAAGUCCGGCCGGCUAUUCCCAGAAUACAGACCGGCAGCUAGUCCGACAUUUUGCCCAUCCUUGCACUCGAAUUCCCAUAAGAAGGUGCUUGAAAUGAGAAGCAAACCACCACAUACUGAUGCUUCACCAGAGCUCAUUCCAAACACUGACAGCAGCCUUUCCCUGGAAUACAUGUGAAGUGAAGAAAGAAAGGAGGAAGGAAUGAUCCAAAAUCGUAUCUAGAGAGAGUUAUAUGAAUCUGUUUACUUAUGAAAUUUCAUUUCUUUGUUCAUUGGUUUUUUGUACAGGGACGGAAUGGGCGGUGGGAAUAGGAACCCAUAGAUGAAGAUGAUGAUGAUGAUGUUGAUGAUGAUGAUGAUCAUAUUUAGCUAUUAGAGGAGGAUUGUAAUGAGAGCUGAUAAAAAAGGGGUAGACAGAUAUCAGAUAUGCAGGUCAAAAGGGUAGAGUUUUAGGUCUGAGUAAUUUUAGGUGUUGAGUUCAGUAGGAGUUGGAGUCAUCUUGUCUCUUUUUUUCUUUCUUCUUCUUUCCCCUGCAUUCUUUUCAUUUUUUUUCCUUCUAAAAAAAUCCUCUGUGGGAAUUCUUUUUGCAGUUCAUUUGUAGCAAAACUUCUGAGUUGAGUAAGAAGCUUUAUAAUUUGUUAUGCCU